UCUGACUGGAGCCCUGGUGUCCGACACAACCAGCAAGCACGAUGUCAGUCAUGGUCAGGGACGCCUGUACCUGACUCUAGCACUCAUACAAACAAUAAUGCAGACAGGAUGGGGGUUUCAUAUGGCCUGUCCAGGAGCCCUGCCUCAAACCGCCUUUCAUCCCACACGGGACACGCCAACAUCCCCUUAGACCAAAACUCAAGCCCCAGGCUUCAAAAAGGCCCUAAUGAACACCAGCAAACCCAGCAAGUCCCGUCCAGCCCCACCCAGAAGAAUGGCGGUCCUCUCUCAGGUCAAAAGGGCAGUUUGGUGAUCACUAACACCCAUGCUGAAGGUCUAAACCAGCUUAGUGGCAGCAAUACAUCCUCGGCGCUGAACAGUCCAGAAGUAGCACGCAGGCUGGCAGAAGAAGCCACCAAAGUGUCUGUCAUUUUCGACGAGGUCAGGAAGUCCCCUUCCCAUAAUGUUUUUGGGGGACAGCCCCUCUAUGGCCCCUUACAUCAUCAGAGCCCAGUUAUGAAAAUGAACAUCCCUGUGCAUGGACCACAUUCCGAAAGCCCAAUAACAAAUGGGGCUCCUCCUUGCGCACAGAUGACAGAGUCCUCAACCAAUCAGAGCGCGGAAGCAAGAUGCGAACUGGCCAAUCACUCCCAUAGUCCGAUCCCAAUAGGAGGAGCCCCUGAAUCCCCAGCUAUCCCAUCCCGAAUUAUGCAUCCGUGGCUGUCCAAAAUGGACGUGGGCUCCCCCUUACGGGACCCUCGCUUGCAUAGGAGUGACAUCACAAGCACAGAAAGCCCCACGUUGCACCGCCGGAGGGUGCCACAGUACAUCGGUUGGUCCCACGAGGAGGCCUGGGACCUGUACCCAGAGAGGUGCAGCGAAGUCAGAGUUGACCAUACCCCAUCUGACAGUGUGGAGAUUUCCAGGAGGCUACUUAUUGGUCAGCGGAUUGAGGAGGCACCGAUCAGCUGGACCUCCAUGCAGACGUGGCGGGAUCAGGAGGAGAAAGAAAUGGAGAUGUUUAGACCAGGAGAGAAACAAGAGAAUGAGAUAGAAGGAAUUGUGCAGCAAGAACAGAUGGAGAGUGUAAUGGUGAGAGGAGAUGAGGGCUAUAAUGUUCAGAGUGUAGUGAGCAGAGAGGAGAGAGGGCAAAGAGCUGCUUUAAUCCAGCAGGAGAGGCAGACAGAGUGGACACGCAGGCAGGCUCUGCUUCUAGGCCCUGUGGUUCUGGAGGGGGAGCAUGAAGAGAGGGGUGAAGGAGAGCAGAACGGAGUGCCAGGCUCAUCUCCCAGCUCCAGUGGGGUCACAGGUAGUCUCGGGGACAGAGAAUGUCUAUCGCCGGAGUCCAGCAGCAACAGCAACCAGACUGAACAUGCCAGCUCAGGGAUACAGUCUGACGGUGGUCCUCUGGUAAUGGGACCAUCUCUGCACUGUCAGAAGAUUGCUAGAGCUAAGUGGGAGUUCCUGUUCGGCACCACAACAGAGACCACAACAAAGGAACGAGAGAAGAAUGUCCUAGACCCAACUACAGCGCCUCCCAGUGGUCAUUCCACCCCAACCCCACCAAAUUCCCUACCGUUAGAGGAGCUUGCUCUCCGAGCCAAUCAUGAUGUGCACCAUGUGGAGGUGGAGCUUGUAACCCCACCCCCUGCUGCUCCAGGCACCUCCCCCAAAACAGGUAUAAUUCGCCGGACCCUGAAGUACUCAGAAACGGAUCUGGAUGCUGUUCCGUUACGGUGCUACCGGGAGACGGACAUUGACGAGGUGCUGCUGGCGGACAAGGAUGAUUCUGACUCAGCAUUCGGCAGCAACCGCAGCGUUAUGGGCACCUCUGGUACCGGCAGCAGUCCACUGGGCGGAACACCAUACGAGCGGACAGAUGGAGAGGAGGAGGAGGACGGGGCCAAGGAGGAAGAGGAGCUGGAGGAGGAAGAGGAAGAAGAUGUAGCCAGCUGGGCCAGUGUACGGACACAAGGAGACUUGAGGAGGCAGCUGUCCAGUCAGGAGCAAGAAGAGGAGGAGAUCCUUAGCAUGUUGCUCAAAAGACCCGUUGACAGUUUCUAUAAGUUUCACCCUGCCCUGAAGUCGCCUGUUCUGGUGCGAGGUCCGCGCCGUCACUCAGGUGACAACCUGGACACCUUCAGUCGUCAUUUUGAGAGCAUCAUGGAGUCUCACCGAGCCAAAGGCACCUCCUACAACAGUCUGGACAGCCUGGACCUUCUGACUUCCAGCACACAGACUGUGCUGACGUUUGACCUCCCAACGCUGACCCCACAGGUGAAGGGUCAGAUGUACCAGAGUGCGCGGCAGAUUGUGGAGCUGAGCUUCGCCCCACUGGCACAUGUUGAGAUGCCCAGUGUUUCUGAGUCAGCACUAACCAUCACAGGGGACUCGGACGCCACAAGGGCACCAUCCAGUGAACGGCUCAGCAGUGGCUCAGACGACAGGUCAGGUGGACACAGCUGGACCAGCAACCCUAUGUAUAUACUCCCCAGGGAGAAGUCUUCAAGGCUGGCCACAGAUGUGGACCUGGAUCAAGAGCUGAGUGAGCGUUUGGGAUUAGGGAGCAGUGACACGCUGACCAACGGUAACCGUGCUGACCUGGAGGCUGCUAAGCGAUUAGCCAAGCGGCUCUUCAACCUUGACGGCUUCAAGAAGUGUGACGUUGCACGUCACUUAAGCAAGAACAAUGACUUCAGUCGCAUGGUGGCUGAAGAGUACCUGGGUUACUUUAAUUUUACGGGACAGACUUUGGACCAAGCGCUAAGGACCUUCUUGCUGGAAUUUGCCCUGAUGGGAGAAACUCAGGAAAGAGAGCGAGUGCUAGCUCAUUUUUCCCGACGAUACCUGCAGUGCAACCCUAUGCUCAUGCUGUCUGAAGACAGUAUCCACACGCUGACUUGCGCUCUGAUGCUGCUCAACACGGAUCUGCAUGGCCAGAACGUUGGAAAGCGGAUGUCCUGCAUUCAGUUCAUUGGCAAUCUGGAGGGACUGAACAGCGGCCAUGAUUUCCCGAAGGAGCUCCUCAAGGCUCUCUACAACUCCAUCAAGAAUGAGAAGCUUCAGUGGACAAUUGAUGAAGAGGAGUUGCGUAAGUCGUUUUCUGAGCUGGGGGAGCGGCGUGGGGACUCAAAUUCGAGGGGAAUGAAGCGUACGGGCAGUGGAAUGGUACCACCAUCCGGCGCUCUGCUUUACAAGACAGGCUUCCUGGUGCGCAAAGUCCACGCUGACUGUGAUGGCAAAAGGACUCCUCGAGGGAAGAGAGGCUGGAAGACGUUCUAUGCCGUCCUGAAGGGCCUUAUUCUUUAUCUCCAGAAGGGUGAGUAUAGGCCUGAUAAGCAGCUCUCUAAUGAAGAUUUGAAGAAUGCAGUGUCCAUCCAUCACUCCUUGGCCAUAAGAGCCACUGACUACCAUAAACGGCCCAACGUCUUCUAUCUGCGCACAGCCGACUGGAGAGUCUACCUGUUCCAGGCUCCGAAUGCAGAACAAAUGCAGUCUUGGAUCACUCGCAUCAACACAGUCGCUGCCAUGUUUUCUGCCCCACCCCUGCCAGCUGCCAUUGGCUCACAGAAGAAGUUCAGCCGCCCGCUGCUGCCAGGCUCUACCUCCAAACUCUCACAGGAGGAGCAGGUACAAGCUCACGAGGCUCGCUUUCACGCCACCUCCACUGAGCUGGCCGAGCUCCGCUCGUACCCACCGGACCGAAAGGUCAAAGGUCGUGAGCUAGAAGAGUACAGACUAAGGGAAGAAUAUCUAGAGUUUGAGAAAACGCGGUAUGAGACGUACAGCAUGCUGCUGAGAGCAAAGCAGCGCUGUGGAGACGACAAUCUGUCCGUGUUUGAGGCCAUGCUGCUAGAAGAGGGUUCACUGCAGAGGGCUCAGUCCAGCCCGACUCUCCAGGAGAGCAGCCUGACCUGCAGCACCAGAGAUGGUCCCAGCACCGCAAGGGACCCUCCAGCCACUGGGAAUGGUACAGGAGCAGGCUGCGUCCGUGGACAAGGCCAGAGACACAGCUACCGGCAGGCUGUCAAAAAGUGACCUGUUACCACUCAUACUGGAAGCUCUUUGUGCUGGAAGGGAAGUGAGGUCGUUCUCUUACUUGUGUGCGCCCUCCUGCUCUCUGUGUGCCCGCAGGAAGUGGCACAGAUUCUGACUGAGUCUGACUCUGUGAUUGGCCAGCUGGUGAAUGAUAGCAGAGUCCUGGGUUGUGAUUGUGGGGGGAGGAGGGGCAGAGGAAAGUAUUUAAAGGAUGUUGAUCUGAGAAACGAGGAGAGAACUGAGCUAGAGAGAGAGGGGGUAGAGGGGACACGUCCGCUCAUCCGUCUUUCUGCCAUCUGCUCUAUGGAUCCACACACUCUCCAGUCGCCUCCGCCCUGGGACCAAAACAGCUCAAUACCUUUAAAGUGACUGUUAGCAUCAGAAUAUUACCGUCAUGCAGGGGCCAUUGCACCUUUCAGCUUCCCUGCAUGUAAAAACAAUUCAGUGUUGUGGUGAUUUUUUUUUUUUUUUUUUUGGCAAGUCAUUGCUUGCACUUUUUUUGUUUUACAACAAAUCAUACCUAAACUACCUGUUUAUCUCUGUUAAAUUCAUAGCAACAGGGGUCGUCACAUUCCACAAGAGCAGUGCGCUGAACAGCAUUCAUAGGUUGUAUCAUGUAAGAUGGGGAAAUUUCAACUUGCUCAUAAAGGCAGACAGCUGUGCAUCUUCUGUAUAUACCUGGGCUAAAUCCUAAUGGCCCUUUAUUUGAUAGUUAGUGCACUGGUUCAAGUGCCAAACAUCACAUAAGGGGCCAUUUUUGAAUGGAUUGUGUCCACCUACUUCAGCAACCACUUGACAAUAGUUGCCAAUCACGGAGUCAGAAUGAGUGAUUACUUCGCAGUGGUCUGCUAUGAAUGGCACUAAGACUACAAAAGGCUCCUGGGCCGAGCUGACUAUUAUGAACAGUAGGUAGAUCAUACCAGAAACCUUUCAUUUUAAAUACAAUGAUCAUUUUUGCCCCAGAAUGUCUCUUGCACUCAAUCUUAACUAUUAUUCCUAUCUGAGAUACAUUUAAUAUAUGUCUCUGGAGUUUAUUUACCUUUGAAUAUUAUUACUGUCCUUGUCCUUUUAUUGGUUCUAUUGGCUGAGUGUUCUUGUCCACUGUGGCCAGCAUGGCUGAAUAGUGAUGGCUUCUUGUAAUCUCCUCUCUUUUGCAGAAAAGCAGCGAAUCUAGUGGUGAUAUGAAAUAUACCGUGUGUAGUUUGGCUGUCUUUCAGGCCUGUUAUGUUCCCCACCCAGCUCUCUGAAUGUGUCUCUGUGAUUUUUUACAACACUUAGGCAUUGUUUAACAUUGAAAUUUGUCCUUUGUUGUGUGUAUGAGUGAUGAAUGGGCGUAUGCUGGACGAAAUAUAUCAAAUGUAUGUGGAAUGUAUUUGAUGCACAUCUUAAAUCAUGGAUUAUCAGCAUCCAUCUGUCCGACACGGGCCUGUAUUUGUAUGCUCAGAGCAUUUCCAUUUGGCUCGCUUUAUCCUGUAUGAUAAAGGCACUAUUAAGAACGGACAGGUGAAACUGUAAUGCUAUGUAAUGUAUAUGUACAUUAGUUACUGAGGCGCUGUCUAUUAGAAUGUUAAUGACUCAGAGAAUCAUGACGAUGGGGAUUCUAGACAUUUCUAGGUUUCUCAUCACAUUGUUUAUUUAUUUAUUUAUCUGUUUGGUUAAGCAGUUCCAGCAAGUAAAUGAGGCGUGAGCAAACUUGUCUGCUUUUCCACAUCUGUUCCUGAUCUGAUUUGAAGAGAAGCAAGAGAAAGGGCAGUGGUACCAAGUCCUGGGAAAAAUAAUAUGCAAGAAAUAAUCAAACCGAACUAUCAAUUGUAUACGACCAACUUGCACCUUUGUAACACAUCACAGAUUUUGUCAAAUGCAAACUGUUAACUCCAUGUAUGAUCUCUGUAAUCUCUGCUGUUGAGCAUUGGAUGAACAAUCAGAGGAGAGAUGCAAAAAAAAGAUGUGAAUGUAAUGUGCUUAACCUUUUUUUGAGUUCAGGCAAAAAUUACAGUUGCAAAGCCAUUUUUAUUUACUCAGGCUGAUUUAAGGUCAACAUUGGCUGUUGCAACACCACCAGUUAACCAGCAGAGAGCGCCAUGAGAGAACUCAGCCAUAACCAUAGAGAGUGAUGUCAUUUCUAUGGCUAUACUACAGCACUGCACACAGACUGUGAGUGUGCGUGAGUGUGUGCAUGCAUGUGCUUCUCUCUCACACACACAUGCACGCACAACUGCUGUCAGAUGAGUGCAGUUUUUUGAUCAGUGUCAGGUUUUGAUGGAACACAGCCUAUGCAGUCCUGUAAGGCUGUGAUGAGAACAAAAGGCCUGCUGUCUGACUAAAAAACUGCAUAUUAAUCUUUAACUGUAAUUAUAACCAGCACCUGAAUAUUUAUAAACGGCAUGAAAUUGUGGUCUGCUUUCAUUUAUAUUCUGUGCAUUGUUUCCCGUGAAUAUUAGUGCUCUUUUUUCUUAAUUCACUGCCAGGAUUGUGAAGGGUAACGGGGCUGGGUAAAACUCUACUACAUGUAAA
Messenger RNA from Colossoma macropomum (tambaqui), 6552 nucleotides. RefSeq names its product PH and SEC7 domain-containing protein 1. Gene Ontology annotation, molecular function: guanyl-nucleotide exchange factor activity. Gene Ontology annotation, biological process: regulation of ARF protein signal transduction. The record is from RefSeq and is a predicted model, not a curated record. Bases 109 to 4038 code for a protein of 1309 amino acids. NCBI's taxonomy places the organism in Eukaryota, Metazoa, Chordata, Actinopteri, Characiformes, Serrasalmidae. The transcript has 16 exons.